Nasonia vitripennis (jewel wasp) is the source of this 2324-nucleotide messenger RNA. It is a transcript of the gene serpin5, whose product is annotated as serine protease inhibitor 5. Bases 134 to 1462 code for a protein of 442 amino acids. The record is from RefSeq and is marked validated. Lineage: Eukaryota; Metazoa; Arthropoda; Insecta; Hymenoptera; Pteromalidae. The transcript is spliced from 4 exons. Gene Ontology annotation, molecular function: serine-type endopeptidase inhibitor activity.
UUUUCGCCGGGACGCGCGUCAGACGCGUCGCAUUUCACCGUCUACUUACGGCCGCUUCAACUUUCUUUCUUCUUUCUCCGCCUGCUGGAAGAGGCAUUUUCUCGAGUGGAGAGUAUAUAACGAGCGAUUCGUUAUGGCCAGUUCGAUAUCGACGAUGUCAGCAGCGCUGCUGCUCAUAGUCAGCCUCGUCUCCCAGACCCAUUCCCAAUGUCUCACCGGCAACGACAAUCCUUCGACGAUGCGCCAAGACGCCGCUCAGCUUCUGAGCGACGCGCGCUUCGACUUUGCCCUCGAGUCUCUGAAAAAGAUCGCAGAAAUCGAGACCCAGGACAACAUCUUCUUCAGUCCGCACAGCUUACACGAGGCUCUGGGACUCGCUUACUUCGGUGCCAGAGGCACGACCGAAGCUGCCCUGAGGAAGGCUCUUCACGUGCCACAGGACUUCUCCAAGGUCGACGUGCAGAGGUUCUACGCGUUCGAGAAGUCGUUCGAGGCUGCGAGAAAGGCAAACUCAUCGGCGAACUACGACUACAGAGUAGCCAACAGGCUGUGGCUCAGCGGCGCGAAGAAGCUUCGCGAAUGCAUGCUGGAUUUCUUCGGUCAGGAGCUUCAGCGCGUCGACUUCAAGUCCAACCCCGAGGCGGUGCGCAAGCAGAUCAACGACUGGGUUAGCGACCAGACUCGUGGAAACAUCCGUGAUCUUCUGCCAGCGAGUGCCGUUGACGAGAGCACCGACGCUGUCCUCGCCAACGCCGUCUACUUCAAGGGACUCUGGCAGAGCAAGUUCCUGCCCGAGAACACCAAGAGGGACGUCUUCUACUUGGGCCAGGACAACAUGACCAUCGCUCAGUUCAUGAAGCAGAAGGGAUCGUUCAAUCACAUGGUCUCCGAAGAGCUCGGCGUGCACAUUCUCCAGCUCCCCUACAAGGGCGACGACGUCUCGAUGUACAUCCUCCUGCCUCCCUUCGUGUCCACCCAGCAGGUCGCCCAGCGUUCCGCCAGCCAGCCCAAGUCCGACGGUGUCCGUCAACUCCUCCAGCGUCUCUCCGACAACAGCGACAGCGCCAAAGAGCUUCGGGACAUCCUGGACAACGGGAUGCCUGCGCGCGAUGUCGAGCUCGCCAUCCCCAAGUUCAGUCUCGAACGAGAGCUGCCCGUGAAGGAUCUGCUCGUCGCCAUGGACGCCGGAGUCGUCUUCGACACCAGCUCGGACUUCACUGGCUUCGUCGCUGAUGGAGAAAAGGGUAUCCAUCUCGGCGACGCCGUCCACCGGGCCAAGAUCGAGGUCACCGAGGAGGGAACCACCGCAGCCGCUGCCACUGCUCUGUUCAGCUUCAGAUCCAGCAGACCCACCGAACCGGCUUUCUUCACUGCUAAUCAUCCGUUCGCUUACUUCAUCUACGACAGACCCUCGCGCACUGUUCUCUUCGCCGGUAUCUUCCGUAAGCCUAACAAGAAGUAAAAUGGUUUGAUUUACGGUCGCGCAGAGCUUUGUGAAUUUGUAUGCUGUAGCAAAUGACGCACCGGAGUACGAUUCUUUAUUGCGACGAAAACUUGUAAAGUUGGAGAUAUGAUUCUAUAAGGCUCGUACUUAUGUCAUCGACGUCGAUUGUAACGGAUGGAAUUUUUAUAUGUGCGAUAGUUUUAAGCGAAAACGCGUUGAAAUAAGUAUAGGCUGACUACUCUGAGGGUCUUGGAGUGAGAAUGAGUGAAGUUGAAAACGCUCGGUUUGUAGAGCAAAGAAUGUGCGAAAUUUUUUAUCUAAAUUUCGUUUAUUUAUUUUUGAUUCUCGAUACGUCGGUCACUCAAAUUCACUUUCGGAAAAACAGAAGAUCAGAGGCGAGUUGUGUAAAUAAGUGCGGCUAACAUUGAUUUUUCAUUUUCGUUUAGUUUGUAAGAUGUGUUAAUCUGUAUUUUACAGUUGAUAUGCACACAUAUGUUUUAAAAUAUAAGUAUGCUUUCUAUUUAAGUGAAGUGAGAUUGUUUUAUAUACUUCAUCCAGUAAUUAAAAGGACUGUGUGAUCUUCAUUCUCACGCAUAACUCUUAGUAUCAUGCUAAAGGACAGGUGACCAAAAAUAAUAAUUGCGUCUAAUAACGACGAAAACAUCAAUUAAAUGUUGUGCUCAAACAGUAAGCGAUGCAUUUCUAUGUUGUAAAUAAGUUAAAUUUUCUGUUGAUCAUUUGUUUUAUAAAAAAAACCGCUUUGGUUUUUAUAGUACACCAAGACAUUUUGGUAUUUCUUUCCAAAUGUGUUUAAAAAUUAUAAACAGUUUUUCAUUGUACAAUUAAAAAUGAAAAUAGACGGAAUAAUUUUUUUCAAGUG